AGUGUAAUGUUCAAGCUCAGAGAUGCCUUAUGUGGAUCGCCAGAAUCGUAUUUGUGGUUUUCUGGACAUUGAAGAAAAUGAAAACAGUGGGAAAUUUCUUCGAAGGUACUUCAUACUGGACACCAGAGAAGAUAGUUUCGUAUGGUACAUGGAUAAUCCACAGAACCUCCCUUCUGGAUCAUCCCGGGUUGGAGCCAUUAAGCUUACCUACAUUUCAAAGGUUAGCGAUGCAACUAAGCUAAGGCCAAAGGCAGAGUUCUGUUUUGUUAUGAAUGCAGGAAUGAGAAAAUACUUCCUUCAAGCCAAUGACCAGCAGGACCUAGUAGAAUGGGUCAAUGUGCUAAACAAAGCUAUAAAAAUUACAGUACCAAAGCAGUCUGACACACAACCUCACUCUGAUAAUCUCUGUCGCCAGGGCGACUAUCCCUGUUCAAAGAAGCAAGUGUCCUAUAGAACUGACAUCGUGGGCGGCGUUCCCAUCAUUACGCCCACUCAGAAAGAAGAAGUCAGUGAAUGUGGUGAAAGUGUUGACAGAAAUAAUUUGAAGCGAUCCCAAAGCCAUCUUCAUUACUUUAAUCCGAAACCUCCUCCAGACAGCGCAGUGAUCAAAGCCGGGUACUGUGUAAAGCAGGGAGCUGUGAUGAAAAACUGGAAGAGACGAUAUUUUCAGUUGGAUGAAAACACAAUAGGCUACUUCAAAUCUGAACUGGAUAAGGAACCUCUGCGGGUCAUACCACUAAAGGAGGUUCACAAAGUCCAGGAGUGUAAGCAGAGUGACAUAAUGAUGAGGGACAACCUAUUUGAAAUUGUAACAACAUCUCGAACUUUCUACGUGCAGGCCGACAGCCCCGAGGAGAUGCACAGCUGGAUCAGAGCCGUCUCGGGCGCCAUCGUCGCCCAGCGGGGACCCGGCCGCUCAGCGUCUUCUGAGCAUCCCACCUGCCCUGCAGAAUCCAAACACGCCCCCCGGCCCGCAGGCGCGUCUGCAGCCCCCCCACAUUCCACAGCCACUCGCAGCAGCUCUCUGGUCUCAAGCUUUGCCCUGGAGAAGCGAGGAUUUUACGAAUCUCUUACCAAGGUCAAGCCAGGGAACUCCAAGGUCCAGACUGUCUCUCCAAGAGAACCAGCUCACAAAGUGAGCGAGCAAGCUCUUCCCAGAGCUCAGAGUCACAACGGCCCUCAGGAGAAGGACGGCGGCCCUGUGGACUUGGACGACGCGAGCCUUCCGGUCAGUGACGUGUGAAGAUGCAGGAAGGGCUCGACCGCCUCAUCGCCCCUUCAUCUCCCUUCAGGAGGCUUCUCGCCAAAGAUGAUCAAGAGUGAAAUGGUUUUGAAUGCACAUGUUCUGCGGCCUUGUAGUCGCACACUCUCUAUGCUGGGAAACCAAGAGUCCAGGGUGUGGCCAAACUCAGUGUCAUUUCUUU
Molecule: messenger RNA, 1424 nt
Organism: Elephantulus edwardii (Cape elephant shrew)
Lineage: Eukaryota; Metazoa; Chordata; Mammalia; Macroscelidea; Macroscelididae
Gene: PLEKHA1
Product: pleckstrin homology domain containing, family A (phosphoinositide binding specific) member 1
Exons: 11
Coding region: 23-1243 (406 amino acids)
Cellular component (GO): membrane; cytoplasm
Molecular function (GO): PDZ domain binding
Source: RefSeq, a predicted model, not a curated record